Molecule: messenger RNA, 1383 nt
Organism: Monodelphis domestica (gray short-tailed opossum)
Lineage: Eukaryota; Metazoa; Chordata; Mammalia; Didelphimorphia; Didelphidae
Source: RefSeq, a predicted model, not a curated record
CAGGGGUGGGGCUUUGGGCGGGAGGUGGCCGUUAGUGGCUUCUGAUUGGUCCAUUCCGUAGACGAGCGACCCCAUUGCCCAAUGGAAGCAACAGGCAGUGGGACCAGACCCGGGGAGCUAAGCAGCUACGGUGGUGGUAGGCGGAGGUGAGGAGCUGUCCGUCCGGGGCUGGUCCCCACGUCCUGGGCCGGGAAGGUGGGACGCCUUGGGCUAAAAGAAGCUCCCCUCCCAAACCUGACAUUGGAUCGGACUCGUGGCUAGCCCCAGCUCUGACCCCCGACCUCCCGGACUGACCCUUGACCCCUGCCCCCGUCCCCGCCCCGGAGUACUCCUGGGUCCCCAGCUGCCCCUAUCGGAACCGACGCCCGAGCCGGAGCGAUGUUUCCCGUGAAAGUGAAAGUGGAGAAGUCAGGUACGGCCAGGUCAGAAGGUGGGAGGUAAGAGGUCAAGGAAGGCUUUCAGAGACACUGCCCUCUUCCCCUCGGGAAGAGGGAGCAAUCUUGGAAGCCUGCCUGGAGGAGAAGGAGGAGGAGGGAGCAAUUCGGGGAGAAUGGAGAAGAGCUGGAGAUGUCCAAGGCCAGGAACCACUUGGAUGCCGUCCUGCAGUGUUUGCUGGAGAAGAGCGAUGUGGACCGGGAGCAGCUGGAGGAAGAGGCCGGGAAAACGCCCUCGGAUGCCCACAGCAAGGAUUGCUCUAUCUCGGCAGCUGGCAAACGGCCCUCUGCCAGGUUCCCCCAUCACCGGAGGAAGAAGAGGAAGGAGAUGGAGGACGGGCUCUCGGAGGGGGGACAGCAGAGACCCAACACUUACACCAUCAAGCUGUUUGACCGGAGCGUGGACCUGGCCCAGUUCAGUGAGAACACACCCCUGUACCCCAUCUGCCGAGCCUGGAUGAGGAACUGCCCCUCUGUCCGGGAGCCCGAGCGUUCUCCCAGCCCUCCCCCACCUCCCCGGCCGGAGGAUGAGGAGGGAGAGGUCAGCAACGGGAAGAGCCGAGAUGUCUACAAGCUGCCGCCCCCCACAGCCCCCUGCCCUCCCGGGGAAGCCCCCAGCCCCAGAAUCCCCUCCCCGCUUCGGCCAGAGGGCCAGGAGGCCUCUGAGGACCCACCCCCUGAGACAGCCCCAACCAUGUCCUCCCUCAUCUACCGCAACAUGGAGCGCUGGAAACGCAUCAGACAGAGGUAUGCGCCCCCCCCUCCUCCCCUCGAGCCCCCACCGGCCCCCCGAACUGGCCCUGAGAGCCUGUCAUCCCCCAGGUGGAAGGAGGCCUCCCACCGGAACCAGCUUCGGUACUCUGAGAGCAUGAAGAUUCUCCGGGAGAUGUAUGAGCGCCAGUGACCCUCCCCUUGAUGGACCCCCCAAUAAAAGUGCCCUCUUCCCGCA